Messenger RNA from Petromyzon marinus (sea lamprey), 6902 nucleotides. It is a transcript of the gene ARID5B, whose product is annotated as AT-rich interaction domain 5B. Gene Ontology annotation, biological process: regulation of transcription by RNA polymerase II. Lineage: Eukaryota; Metazoa; Chordata; Hyperoartia; Petromyzontiformes; Petromyzontidae. Gene Ontology annotation, cellular component: nucleus. Gene Ontology annotation, molecular function: transcription cis-regulatory region binding. The record is from RefSeq and is a predicted model, not a curated record.
AACCAAACACCACCACCACCCACCACCAUCACAGUCCCCGCCUACAGGCGGCCACUGGGAAUGUAGCAGCGAGCUCAACUAAAUACAUCGAGAGCAGGGCGCCUUGAUGGAGGAGUCGGAUUCAAUCAAGUGGGGGGGCGCCCCGAGCACGCCGCGCGACGGCCGCGUCUAUUACCAGGCGGUGCGCGUCAACUCCACGCCCGAGCGUUCGCUGAGCGUGGGCCACUUCUACGCGGUGCGCUGGGACGCCACGGGCCCCGUCUGCCUGGCCCAGCUGCUGCUGCUGUGGAGGCCAGCGGAGGCCCAUGGUAGAGGCCCCGCAGGAGAGGCUGGCGAGGCCGUCGCCAGUGCCCGCCUCUACUUCCUGCCUGAGGACACGCCGCAGGGCCGCAACAGCCAGCACGGACAGGACGAGCUUAUAGCGGCCGAGGAGGACGUGGCGCUAGGCCUGCUGGAGCUCGUGCGGUGGGUGUCCUACGCCGAGCCCUGCGGCUGGACGCGUGGGCUGGUGGCGCCUGGCGCCGACGUCCCCCGCCCCACGCCGACGUCGCCGCCGACUUCGCCGCCGACGUCGCCGCCGCCGCCGCCGCGAGACCCCGACCCGCUGGGCCACGCGGCGUCCCAGCGCGCCAAGCGGGGCCGCUCGGGCACGCGGGAGCAGCCUGCCCGCGGCGCCGUCGGCACGCGCAGCCAGAGCGCCGCCACCGCCCAGAGCGCCGCCACCGCCCAGAGCGCCGUCACCGCCCAGAGCGCCGCCACCGCCCAGAGCGCCGUCACCGCCCAGAGCGCCGCCACCGCCCAGAGCGCCGUCACCGCCCAGAGCGCCGCCGCCGCCCAGAGCGCCGCCGCCACCCAGAGCGCCGCCACCGCCCAGAGCGCCGUCACCGCCCAGAGCGCCGUCACCGCCCAGAGCGCCGCGGCCGGCGAGGCGCAGGACGCCGACAAGGACUGCGACUGCGCGGAGCCGCCAGCAGCCCCUACUGCGGAGGUAGCGGCGGCGGAGCAGCCGGCUCCCGACGUGGUGGUGCUGAGCUAUCCGCGCUACUGCCGCUACCGCGCGCUGCUGGGACGUCUGGCGGGCGAAACGGCGCCGGUGGCGACGGCAUCGGCGGCCGCCGCGUGGGCGGCACACCCCACGCUGCGUGCCCUCGCCGGCGGGGUGGCCCUCCCCAAGUCAGGCUCGCGGGUCCUCUUCUGCCGACAGACCUUCAACCACUCGAGCCUGGCACGCAUCCCCACCGCCGCCAGCGCCGUGCUGCUCCAGCCCGGGCUGACGCUGGGGCGCACGCGAAGGAGAGGGAUUCGCAGCACGCUGCCGUGCAUCAAAGCCGUCACCACCUCAUCCUCCUCUUCGUCCUCCUCCUCAUCUUCCUCCUCCGUCGGCUCCACCUCCAGCACCGUUGCUGCCGCCUCCGCUGCCGCCAUAAUUUCAGCCCAGUCCGAGGGCCGGACUGAGGCGACCUCUCGAGGAGAGGGCUCACUGGAGAACAAGGCCACGUCAGCUGCCAUGGAGCCUCUGGUUAAGGACCCCCAGUCGAACGCGGCCGCCGCUAACGCCAAGCCCACGACCGUGGCCAAGGCCUCGCCAGUGGACGUGGUGGUGGCGGCGGCGGCGGCGCGGCACAGAGACGGCUCGGCGGAGAGCGGCGCGGGCCAGGACGGCGACAGCGAGAAGGCGUUCCUGGACGCCAUCUACAAGUUCAUGCGUGAGCGCGGAACGCCCAUCGAACGCCUGCCGCACCUGGGCUUCAAGCAGAUUAACCUUUGGAUUAUGUUCAAGACAACACAACAGCUUGGAGGAUAUGAUUCUGUGACCACACAACGGCUGUGGAAGGUGGUGUACGAUGAGCUGGGGGGCGACUCGGGGAGCACCAGCGCCGCCACCUGCACCCGCCGCCACUACGAGAGGCUGAUCCUGCCGUACGAGCGCUACGUGCGGGGGGAGGAGGACCGGCCGCCGCCUCCGCCGCGGCCCCGCAAGCGGCACGGCACGGGCAAGGAGGGCGACGCCGCCGCCGACGGCAGCGCGGCGCUCACGUCGGGGGGGGACGACGACGACGGCGGCGGCAAGGGGGGCUGUGGCCAAGAGAAGAGAAGCAAAAAGGACUCGGCCCAAGGCAACGGCAAGAAGCUGUUGUCCAGCAAAGGGCGACUCAAGCCUGAGGAUCCACAGAAGCCCGAACUCACGGCCACCGCCAAGAACGGGAACCUGAAGCUGAGGACAGUGCUGUCGGUCAUCCCCACCACGCAGGCGCCUCCGUCUCAAAUCAAGAAGAACGCGCCCAUCGCCAUCGAGCUCAAGCCGCUCCUGGACCCCGAACUGGGCCACAUCACGCUCAUCAACUGCCAGCUCAAAGACUCGAUGCCCGCUCAGCAGAAGAGCUACCUGGACUACAUGAGCAAGCAGAUGUCGGAGCCCGCCUACCGCCACUUCCUCGAGCUCUCCAAGGCCAACAACGGGGUAUCUCGCCCAGUCAGCGCGGACGAGGCACGAUCGUCCACGGUCCGCGUGCCCCUGCCCUCGCCGCUGGCCCUGAUGGGCACCCGCCACGACGGGGUGUUCUUGCUCAACCGCCCCCACGCCGGACUCGGCGCGGUGGCGGAAGCCAGGGCCGCUUCGAACGCCGACGAGAAGCCGCUGGACCUGAGCGUCAAGAAGACGGAUGCGACGAGGGUGAUGGCGGUGGCCGCGGUGGUGGCGGUGGUCGGGGGGGGUGCCCCCGCGGUGCCCGUGUGUCUCAAGAAAACGCCCGACGUAAGCCCCGCCCGCUGCCAGGGUUCGGAAACCCAACGUGCUCGGGAAAGACAGGGGUGCUCGGGAUCCCCACCGUCGCCUCCGGAACACAAAGUGGAGGCCGUGCAGCCUUUGUGCCCCUCUCUUGAGACACCGAGCACAUCAAGAGAAGGGGGUGCGACGGCGAGACGAUGUUCCAUGCCUACGGGGGUCCCAGCCAGGCUGGCAAACUUUCACACCGUCAACGGGCUCUUGAAGCCGUCACAGUGGAUGGAGACACCGAGGCGCCACUCGGCGCACGCCGCGAGCGUGAUGGCUUUGGACCUGAGCUCGUCCAUGAGAGGAGAUGAGCAGCGGCCGGUGUGCCUGCCAAUUGAUCUCUCGCAUAACCCAGGUUCACGUGAAGCCAAGGAUGGCACAAACUGCUUUGGCUCGUCUCUGUUGGCUCUGGAUCAUAACGGGUCAUGCGCUGCUGGCGCUAGCGGCCAGCAGGCAACCAGGGCGCGAGAGCACGGUCGGGCUGUGGGAGACGCCGUCGUUACGUCUCUCUCGCCGCAGGUGAGCCACCACAACUUUCGCUACGGCUCGCCGAGCCCUGCACCGCAGCACAUGCAGAACCAUUAUUCCAGCCCAGGGCAGCAGAAGUGCUGGGAGAUCACAAGAUGUACAGCCACGUCCUUGUUCCAGCAGCAGCAGCAGCAGCAGCUUCAUGUGAAACCUGAAAAAGCUGGGGAAGGACAAAUUGGCAAUAGCACGGUCGCGCCUGCAAACAGGGUGAACAAGGUGAUACCGUACACCAAGGUGGAAGCCCGCAAGGAGCGGCACGAGGACGACGGGAAGCCCGCGGCCUCGUAUCCCGCGAGGACAGCCGAGGGCGAGCCGCCGCACAAGCAGCCGACGCGACGCCCGCCAUCCCCGCCGGCGCCGGCGCCGCCGCCGCCGCUCGCGAGCCACGGCCACGAGGAGCCGGCGUCGUGCCGCGCGCCCGAGCCUCGGGCGUUCUCCGUGACGGCCGGGGGCCGGCCGUUCCUGUCGCCGCCGCCGCCGCCGCCGCCGCCGCCUCCGCUCUACCUGGCGCACCCGGAAGGGCUGAGCGCUCGCGUGCACGCCGAUCAGGGCACGCAGUCGCGGCUGCCGCUGCACGCUCACCAGCAGCACCACCACCAGCAGCAGCAGCAGCACCAGCACCACCAGCAGCAGCAGCAGCAGCAACAACGGCAGCAGCAGGCCGCGCACUCGGUGUUUGGAGCGGGCCUGCAGGGCUACUCGCAGUCGGCGGUGCACGUGUACGGAGCUCUGCCGCGCAUGUCCUUCCUGCCCGUGGGGGCUUACGGUGGAAGUGGCGGCGGGGGAGCACAGGCGGCCAUUUAUCCAUACCUCCCCGAAAGCAUCUGUGCCGCGAUGGGACUGAGAGCGACGCACCCCAGGACCAACAUUUGAGUGCACGCGGUGGGGGGGGGGGAUGUGGGGGGGGGGUGUCCGCCCUGGCACAUGCACGCCGGUACAGAUUGUGCACUAAGUUAUUUAGAUCCUUGAACGUACGUAUGUGUGUAUGUAGAACUUAUUUCGCGCACCGUACUUAGCCGGUCGUGCUACGUACGGUUUUGCAGCGGAUUUUUUUUUUCUAUUGCUGUUGUUAUUCUUGUAAAAUUUAAGUACGCUACUUACAUUUUACAAAGUAAUAUCUUCCAAAAAAGGUUGGAAAAUGUUGCGUAUUUUUUUUGUUACGGUCAAAGAUCUAAUCACUGUAAUUACAGUCAACGCAAAUUCUGUAAUUCUAACUGGAAUAAUGAAAUGUUUCAUUUGUUUAUUUUCUUCUGGUGUGGCCUGUCUGGUGAGCGAAAAGCGACAACGUUCACCGAGGACUUCACAUCGUGCGCCGUGUCUCAGUCGCGCGCAGGCAGUCCAUAUCGGCAGGUUUCACGAUACUGUACAGUUACAAUGAAAACAAAACUGCUAAUGAUAAGAUGCUGGGAUUUUUUGAAAUCAAAUAAUUUGCAUAUGGUUUUGGCUUUUUACCAUUAUUAAUGUGAUGAUGACAACAACCUGUUUGAAUACAUGUAUAUUUAGUUUAUUUUAGGCAGUGUUUUUGUGUACUUUGUACUGAACGGUGACUCAUGCGCGCAGGUAUAAUGGUACACCGAUAAACGGACUUUUUAACGUAAAAUCAAUCUUCAUCCACUUUCAAGAAAAGGAAAAUAAAAACCAAUUCUUGGAUGUGGACAUGUGUAUAAAAUAAAAAUUGCAACCUCGUUAUUUUCAUUCUCACAUUCAAGUGCCUACACUGUAAAACUUGCCAAGGGGUGUGAAGUCCUUCAAACGAGGGCAUCCGAAACCUUGUGAAGCCGUCUUUUGUAUAAAGCUCCACGUGUUUUGGGCCUAGCUCAUCGAGUGCUGCGCCCGCUUUCCAUGGCCCGGCAGUUGCGACGCCGACUGCCAGUGGCCGUGGAGGUCGCAGGGUCCUUGCUAAGGGUCCCCACCCCGAGUACGGUGGUUCUUAUACCUCGUCGUCGCCCACACUAACCCCCACGCGUUGUAAUAUACUGUAAAUGAGACCGUCAGAGCAGGGAUUUUUCUGAAUGUGUGAACACUAUAGCCCCCCACCCCCUCCUGAUUCCCCCACUACAGCUCCCUUGCACAGUUGCGCGCGUUGGCACAACAGCGCUGUGGUCACGCUGCCGUAUUCCGUUUGCGCGUACGCGUCCGCGCCGUCCGCCUGCCGUUCGUAGUUGCAUUCGUAUAAUCACUCGUUUGGCCACCUCCUGGGGUUUGUGGCACGUGUCGCUGGCUUAGCCACCAAUGUUAAACACGUUAUGGCUGUAACUGCCCAACGCAAUAGGCUGGCGCAUCAUCCUUUCACGUUUCCAGACUGCGUAAUCCGUGGAGCCCACACAAGAAUAUCCAAGAAUCGCACCGCGGUGUAAACGCAGGCGUUAUAAUCAUGUAUGAUAAUUGAGCUGCGAGGCAUAGAGCGUAGUAAGCACUCUUGUGUCCAUAUUGUGUUCAACAAAAGACUUCCAUGAAAUGAAAAGUUAUAACCGGUCUACCCGUGAAUAGGGCAUCAUAAAACCCUGAUGGAAUAUUUUAUUUUCUCUCUAUACAGUGUGCCGGCUACUAUUGGCAUUGAUUAACUGGCCUUGUGUUAAGUGUAUUUAUUGACUUUCUUGAAUAAAUGUACCACUAUUAAAUAUAUCUUCCGCCAAUCUUAGCUGUGUGGGUGCAAAACAGUGUUUUGAGAUUUUUAAAAAAAAUACAAUUAAAUCGCAUACAAAUAUUAAAGUAAUGAUUUUACACAUCAUUGCAUUUGCGUUAUUUUGAAGCGUGAGGAUUUAAGUUUGAGCUGGGAAGGGUGUUUUCAUAAUCCUUAAUUCUUCUGCAAUUGAUUUGUUAUUUUUCUCUUUUACACACUCUUCCUUAGGUCUGUGGUUUGCGUCUUAAAGUUGACCCAUAACAUGAAUUGUGGCCUGCAAUGUGUGUAAGCCCUUCUCAGCAUUGUUUAAAUUCUUGAAUUGUCAAAAUAAAUGCCAAAAUAAUUACUUGUAUUUACAGGAAGCAAAUGUUUACUGGUUUAACAAAUACUGAUAAAACACGGUGAUUUCAUGAACUUCUAAUUUAUAGCAGAACUUUAGCAUAAUUUUGUCUAGCUUUAGUUAAAGAGUCGAUAUAAAACAUAAUUAUCCUUCAGAAAUUCAAAUACUUUAUUGCUGUAUUUAUUUAAGGCUUGUUAAGCUUGACUUAAUUGUGUUUUUUUAAGGUGGCUGUUUUAAGUCGGCAGACUUCUUGGUAUGCAUGCAUUUAACCACCAAUUCUGAUAAAGAAUACGUUGAUUCAAGCUUUGAAAUAAAGGUACAUAAUUAAAUUCCACGUGCAUGCAUACCAACGGGCCUUGUAGAGCAACAUAUAUCUGCUUAAUCGUAAUGGUUUGUGCUUAACGAAUUAUUUAUUUGUCUCAUCAAGCCACUGUGAACAUGCUCGGUUUUUUUAUUAUUAUUUUCUACACAACUGUUAUAUAAACUUACGUAGUACAUUGGACAAAACAUGUUUUCCUUAUAUGAUAAAACAGUAUGGUUGGAUUUCAUCCAGGUUUAAGCCUAUAACAUGUAUCUUAUCAAGGGCUCUGUAAUGUUGUCUCAAUAAAUAAGACAAAUGGCCAUCCCCGAGUACAGUA